AAGGCAAAGGCAAGGCGGAGCAGGGAAGGGAGCGGAAGGCGGGCGGGAGGCGGCGGCGGCGCCGCGCUCGCCCCGCUGCCCUGGAUGACGGGCGGCCGGUUCGACUUCGACGAUGGCGGCACCUACUGCGGCGGCUGGGAGGACGGGAAAGCCCACGGGCACGGCAUUUGCACCGGGCCCAAGGGGCAGGGCGAGUAUGCCGGCUCCUGGUCCCACGGCUUCGAGGUGGCGGGCGGCUACACCUGGCCCAGCGGCAACACCUACUUGGGCUACUGGGCGCAGGGCAAGCGCCACGGGCUGGGCGUGGAGACGAAGGGCAGGUGGAUGUACCGCGGCGAGUGGUCCCACGGCUUCAAGGGGCGCUACGGGGUGCGGCAGAGCCUCAGCACGCCGGCCCGCUACGAGGGCACCUGGAGCAACGGGCUGCAGGACGGAUACGGCGUGGAGACCUACGGGGACGGAGGUACCUACCAGGGGCAGUGGACAGGAGGGAUGAGACAUGGAUAUGGUGUACGUCAGAGUGUACCCUAUGGCAUGGCCACUGUGAUCCGUUCACCUCUCCGAACAUCUCUGGCGUCACUUCGAAGUGAGCAGAGCAAUGGCACUGUUCUGCAUGAUGUCACUUCAGACAGUCCAGCUGGAACAAGAGGAGGAUUUGUGCUCAAUUUUCACAGUGAUGCAGAAGCCAUGGGCAUUAAGAAAAAAGGAGGCUUAUUCAGAAGAGGAUCCCUUCUCGGUAGUAUAAAACUUAGAAAAUCGGAAUCUAGGUCAUCGAUAUCUAGCAAACGGAGCUCUGUCAGGAGCGAUGCUGCUAUGAGCAGAAUUAGUUCUAGUGAUGCCAACUCUACGAUUAGUUUUGGAGAUGGUGACUGUGAUUAUAGCCCUCUGGAAGACCAUGUUGAUGCUACCACUACAGAAGCCUAUAUGGGCGAAUGGAAGAAUGACAAGCGCAGCGGUUUUGGUAUUAGUGAGCGUUCAAAUGGUAUGAAAUACGAAGGAGAGUGGCUGAAUAACAGGAGGCAUGGAUAUGGAUGUACCAUGUUUCCAGAUGGCACCAAAGAAGAGGGAAAGUACAAAAAUAACAUUUUGGUCCGUGGAAUAAGAAAGCAACUUAUACCAAUACGAAACACAAAAACUAGAGAAAAGGUGGAUAGAGCAAUAGAAGGUGCACAGCGAGCAGCUGCCAUGGCAAGAACCAAAGUGGAAAUUGCAACCUCAAGAACCGCACAUGCAAGAGCUAAAGCUGAUGCUGCGGAUCAGGCUGCUCAGGCUGCUCGCCAGGAGUGUGAUAUUGCAAGAGCAGUUGCCAGAGAACUUUCACCAAAUUUCUACCAACCAGGCCCUGAUUAUAUCAAACAAAAAUUUCAGGAAGGAAUGGAUGGAAAAGAAAAAUCUGAAGAAAAAGGUCAGGAGAAACCACCCACCCCAAAAGAAUCACCUCACUUUUAUCGAAAAGGUACUACACCCCCUCGAACCCCAGAAGCAAGCCCAAGAAACAGUCCUUCUCUUUCUUCUGAGACUUCUCCUUCAAAACAGCUGAAAACGCAAAGCUCCACUUCUGGGGCAAGACUCAGUCAAGAAAAAAAGCUUUUAUCCACUGAGAAUAUAACACCCACAACUAACAAGCCUUUAUAUUCAAAAGCACCAGUGAAGGAGGAAGUAGCUGGGAAACACCAGCCAAAGUUUUCAGCCCAGCACAAUCCCAGCAACACAGAGAAUGGGGAGCUGCAUGGUCACUACCAUGGCUAUUAUGUAAAAGUGAAUCCAGCAGCACUUCCACAGGAGCUCAGGGAAGAAGAUGAAUAUACCAACCCUUCACCAUCAGCACUUGCACGGAUGCCACCCUCUCAGAAGCCAAGUCCUGCUAGGUCUGGGGGUAAGCCAGAUGCCAAAGAAAACAAGCCUGACAUAAAAAUUAAGAAACCAGAAUUUGCUGCACCAAAGAACCCAGCUAAUAAUGAGUCACAUUCAGCAAUGGAGAAGGAAGUAGGAAACAGCUCGGGCCCUAACUCAGUCAUGAUCGCCCUGGUAAUGCUGUUGAAUAUUGGUUUAGCCAUUCUUUUUGUCCAUUUUCUAACUUGAUUGGAAUUAGGAAAGCUAUGCCUGAAUGUGAUUCAACAUAGUUAUUUAAUAUUGUAACUGUUUUGACCCUUCAGUGAAGUCAUGACAACUAGUGGUGUUAGCCCACAGUUCUCUGCAGUUGUGUCAUCAGCCUUUUAAAUGGCACCUGUCAGACACAGGGAAGGAGGCUUGGAAUUAGGAUGGGACGCAAGAGAGAUGAAACUUGGAAAAUUCAGCCAGGGGCCCAGAUCAGUUUCUCUGCUGGUGGCUCGUGGCUUUGGGGUCCUCUGAAAGCUGAAGCAAGCAGCCAUGUUGGAAAACAAACAAAAUAAUCUGCUGAAGCAGCCCCGCCAGUGAAGUGCGUUGGCUUGUCCAUCUGUUCCAGCAGAGUGUGACUAAACUGGAAAUGUACGGAGCUGCACUUUUUGUUGAUGGAAGUUAACAGCUGCCUUACUAUUUUACCGUCUGAUGUUUUUAGUGGGGAGAUGGGAAAACGACUGCCAGAGGAAUGUGGUCAGAGGAUUCUGUUGCUGUGGAAGUGAUUCCAGCGUUCACUCCUAUCUCAUUAGAAGAAAUAGUUAGCAACAUCAGUCACCAGUCUUAUUCCAUUACCUGCUGCUUUUAACAUCUCCUGCAGUGCUCUGGGAGAUCGAAUUUCAUUUGCCUGUGCAUGGUUCUGUUCAUUUGUUGUUUAUGAAAUUUGAUGUAUAGCCAUAAGUAGUGUUUAGUCCAACCUGGAGAAAGCAACCAAUUCUGCCUAGCAGCAGAAGCAGAAAAUCAAAUAUCUUUUCCUAGUCCAGGGAUAAAAUGCUUAAAUUCUUUUCUUAAACCUGAAGAGUCAUUUUGCAUUAAGGUUCAGUAAAUAAUACGCCAUUAUUGCAACAAAACUCAAAGAUAUUGCUAUCUUUCUUAGAAUGCUCAAAUACAUAUGCCAAUACCAAGCAAAAUUUUCAUGAUAAAAAAAAUAAAAGAAUCUUAUAUUGGUAUAAGCAAAUUCUAAACAGGAGAGAAAAUACCAAAAUAAGCCAAGAAAGGUGAGAUACAGGGUUUGCAUGUUGACAUUUUUUUUCUUUUUUUCUUAAUUCUGGUGCUGUGGUAAUUGGUGAUUUGAAUUAUUAUGUUGCAACACUGAGGUAUUUUGACAGCAGUUAAAGUCUUGUCUGGGUGCAUAUGAAUGCCAAUGACAGUUAAGCUAGCUCAUGCUCUUAAUAAAUCAUAACUUUAAGAUGCUAGAUUUGUGUUGAAUACAUUCAGGUAGAGCAUUCAAAAAUGUUAAGUGUUUUAUCAAUUUGAUGCCUUCAGUGUAUUUAAAGUCUAUUUAUAAUUUUACCUCAGCAUUAAAAAAGCCUCAAAUUUUUUCAUUUGGAAAGUUUGUCUUAAGUAGUUUCAUAGCCCUUUGUUCAAAUGAUGUGAUCACGUUUCUUUUUAUGUGCCAUUAUACUGUAAUUAUUGUACCCUAUAUUAAUCAAAUGCAUGCUUAUUUAUUGAAGAUAUGUGGUGUGACAAGCAAAAAUUUUAAUUUAAAGCUGCAAAAAGCAAAGGGCUUGUAUUACAGUUUAUUUUAUCUCUAUUAGAAAAUCUUUCAUACAGUAUAGAUUUUGAACCUCUUUGUAAACUUUCUAAGUUUUUGCAUGGUUUAAUGGGCAACAUUCUUAAAAAAUACAUUAGCUAUUUUUUGAUGCAGCAUAGUAAAGUACCAUAGGUAUGGACUGAAUAUUGUGCAGCGAAGCAGCUCCGAGCAGGGCAGUAACACCAUGGUGUUUUUUACAGAAGUAUGUUGAGAAUCCUGUGUUUUGACCAGUGUGGAUAAAGAAGAAAGCAGAAAGAGAGCAAAUGAAAAUAAAACUUGUAUAUUUAUUAAAAAAAAAAAAAAUAAAAGAAAAAAAAAGGAAAAAAGUUUAAAUUGUGUUUUAAAUUUAGGAAAGUAAUUUUUAAAUAAGAACAAAAUUUUAAAAGUUACUGUGUAAGCCUUGAAUUAAUGGAUGAAAUGUUCCAUCCCACUGUUAAAUGACCCCCUGUCUCCUUACACGGAGAGGUAAUUUUGUAACUGAAAUAUUUAAUUCCUAUUAAAUGUUUAUUUAAAAUACUUUAUGCUCUGGAAAUAAUGGGUAACAAAGCUUAUGAAAAAUGUUUAUAAAUUUAAGUAAGCAUGGUAGUACCAUUUAUAAAUAUGUAUGAUUUAUAAGCUUUUUUAAAACAAAGCUCAAACAAAUUGUUGGUAUUUUUCUAAAAUGUGCACAGUUGUAUUUUACAUGAAAGGCUAUUUAUAAUUGGUUGUUAUACUGUACACUACAUUUUGGACAGCACAACAAAGCCUGCCAAUGUACUUAAAAAUGUCAUUUUGUCUAUUUAAAGUUUCUUGCUGUCAAAGAAUGAACUCUUUAUCUAUGAGUUUCUCUAUUUAUAAUUCUUGACCCAAAAUGUACAAUGUACAGUUUUCACAACUGUAUUUGCUCUAAUAAAAAUAAGUUGAUUAUUAAUAGAGUUUCAGACUACUUCUUCCCUGUUUAUGUAUUACUUUGUUCACUCUUUGGAAGCAAUUUUUUGUAACUAAUCAAAUAAACAGGAGUGAAGCAGGAAAAUGGGUGAAAUUCUAGUCCCUUUGAAAUAAUUGUGAGUUACUGUUUUCAACAAAAGUGAUUCUGGGAAACAAUUAAAAAUAAAUUUUAAAAAAAGGUCAAGCUUCCCUUUGUGUCUUCUUUUGUCUUCGAUACAGGAUUUUGUGUUUCCGUAAAUUUAGUAUCUUAAAUUACGCUCCCACUACAAGAUGGUUUGAUCAAUUUUGUUUUAAUUGGUGAAUGAC
Messenger RNA from Cinclus cinclus, 4864 nucleotides. It is a transcript of the gene JPH1, whose product is annotated as junctophilin 1. Bases 85 to 2082 code for a protein of 665 amino acids. The record is from RefSeq and is a predicted model, not a curated record. NCBI's taxonomy places the organism in Eukaryota, Metazoa, Chordata, Aves, Passeriformes, Cinclidae. Gene Ontology annotation, cellular component: endoplasmic reticulum membrane; sarcoplasmic reticulum; plasma membrane. The transcript is spliced from 6 exons.